AUGCUCUCUCAUUCUUUACGUUCACUCUUGGAAAAAUUUCAACCCCUUUUCUCAACCCACUUUCGUUUCAACGAACUUCUUGAUUCUUGUUCGUCCCUUUCACAAUUGAAACAAGUUCACGCUCUCAUCCUCACUAAUGGAUCCCACAAAAGUCUCCCCGUAUCCACCAAACUCAUCAACAAGGCGGUUCUUUUAUCGCCAACAAUGGAAUAUGCCCGCCAGAUGUUCGACGCAAUGCCCCACCGAGACGUCUUCCUCUGGAACACUUUGAUUCGGAGUUACUCCCACCUGGGGCCUUGUAAAGAAGCUAUUUUUACAUACAGAAACAUGCAUCGGAGUGGAUUAUCACCCGAUACCUACACUUUCACUUCCGUGGUGAGAUCUUGUGCCAUGGUAUCUGCUUUACAGGAAGGUAAACAAGUGCAUUGUAACGUGAUUAAAAUCGGGUUCGAUGUAGAUGUGUACAUUCAGAGCUCCUUGGUGACAAUGUACGCCCAAAAUGGGGAACCUUUAGAUUCAGAACAAGCUUUUGACGACAUAGUUGUAAGAAAUGUGGUGACUUGGACUUCAAUGGUUGCAGCUAACGUACAAAAUGGAUAUUUAAUCAAGGGAUUGAAGACUUUCAUUGAAAUGAUCACUUCUGGAACUAAACCAAACGCUAUAACUCUUGUGAGUGUUCUUCCUGCUUGUGCAAGUUUACAGUUUUUGAACAUGGGAAUGUUGGUUCAUGGAUUAGGAGUCAAACUCGGGGUUGACUCGUAUAUUUCUCUUACUAAUUCUCUGAUUGCAUUAUAUGGUAAAUGUGGUAAUGUUAAGAUAGCUAGAGCUUUAUUUGAUCAAAUGGAAGCUCGAACACUGGUUUCAUGGAAUGCAAUGAUUGCUUCUUAUGAACAUAAUAAUUCCAAUGAAGCAGCAAUACAACUCUUCAAUACAAUGCAAGAAAAGAAUAUAAGUUUUGACAAUAUCACAAUGGUGAGUGUUAUUUCAGCAUGUGCGGGUCUUGGAUCAUUGGAUAUGGGUAAACGGGUACAUGAGUUAGUGAAAAGAAACGGUUUGGAUUCCAAUGUUCCAAUUACAAAUGCUCUCAUAGACAUGUACUCAAAAUGUGGGAGUUUGGAUUUAGCUUCAAAUGUGUUUUACAGUUUAUCUCAUAGAAGUGUAGUCUCAUGGACUUCAAUUAUUUCGGCUUAUGCAUCUCAUGGAUAUGGGAAAGAAGCAAUGUAUUUGUUCUCAAAGAUGAAAGAGGAAGGAAUUAGACCUAAUAGUGUUACAUUCAUGGCUAUCUUAACAGCUUGCAGACAUUCAGGACUUAUAGAAGAAGGAAAAAAGCAUUUCAAAAGCAUGUCAGAGGACUAUUUUAUCAUUCCUGGAAUAGAUCAUUGUGUUUCCAUGGUUGAUCUUCUUGGGAAAAAUGGGGAACUUGUCGAAGCUUAUGAAUUCAUUCAGAAUAUGCCAAUUCAGCCAGAUGUAGAUGUUUGGGUAGCUUUACUUAGUGCGUGUAGAAUCCAUGGGGAUAUAGAACUCGCUAAUAGAAUUUACCAAAUUACCCCUCGAAAUGUUGUUUGUGAUGUCAUUAUGAUUGAUAUGUACGCUGGAGCUGAUAUUUGGGGACAUGUUGCAAGAUUGAGAACAUGUUUGGAUGAGAAGAAGAUGAAAAGAAUAUGUGGCCAUACUUUUGUAGCUGGUUUUUGA
Messenger RNA from Lactuca saligna, 1692 nucleotides. The record is from the annotation of a GenBank genome assembly. Lineage: Eukaryota; Viridiplantae; Streptophyta; Magnoliopsida; Asterales; Asteraceae.